This is a messenger RNA of Verticillium alfalfae VaMs.102, 378 nucleotides long. RefSeq lists its product with no specific name. The transcript has 2 exons. NCBI's taxonomy places the organism in Eukaryota, Fungi, Ascomycota, Sordariomycetes, Glomerellales, Plectosphaerellaceae. The coding region runs from base 1 to 378 and encodes 125 amino acids. The record is from RefSeq and is a predicted model, not a curated record.
AUGCCGCUCAGCGAAGAGGCGGCGCUGUUGUUACCGCCAGUGGCAGCGCCAGACUCGGCAGAGGCGGUCCCCGAGCUGGUAGGCGACGAGGUAGCCGUGCCGGUGGAGCUCGCAGAGUCCGAGUUGGAUUCGAGCAGGGCCGAGAGGUCGCUGUUGUCGCUGGCCGUGACGGUCACGUCGGUGCCGUUCUUGCACUUGCUGUUCUCGGAGCCGGUGCCCUCGACAAAGUUGACGGUGGCGCACUGCGCGGCAUGGGGAGAGAUACUUCACAGCGUAGAGAAUGCCGUCGGUGGCGCUGCCGAUGAUGUUGAUGACGCUCGCGGCCUGCCGACUCAGCUCUCAGGCGCCGUCACGCCGGGCUGGCAGUUUGAGCCGUAG